AUGGCUAAGAGAGGAGAUCAGCUGAACCGACAGGAAUUCUCCUGUUCCAUCUGUUUGGAUCUACUGAAGAAUCCAGUGACUAUUCCCUGUGGACACAGCUACUGUAUGAACUGCAUUAAAGCCCGCUGGGAUGGAGAACAUCAGAGGAGGAUCUAUAGCUGCCCUCAAUGCAGAGCAACUUUCAGGCAAAGGCCUGCACUAUCAAAAAACCUCUUGUUGUCAAAGUUGGUGAUGGAUCUAAAGAAGACAUCAAGACACCAAGCUGCUGUAGUUGAUCACCAUUAUUCUGGACCUGAAGAUGUGGCCUGUGAUGUCUGCACUGGGAGGAAAAGGAAAGCUGUCAAGUCCUGUUUAUCCUGUCCUGCUUCCUACUGUGAGGAUCACCUCCAACCUCACUAUGAUGCUCCACCAUUAAAGAAGCACAAGCUGGUGGACCCCUCUAAGAAGCUCCAGGAGAACAUCUGCUCUCGUCAUGAUGAGGUGAUGAAGAUCUUCUGUCGUACUGAUCAGCAGUGUAUCUGUUAUCUCUGCACUAUGGAUCAACAUAAAGGCCAUGAAACAGUCCCAGCUGCAGCAGAAAGGACUGAGAAGCAGAAGGAGCUCCAGGAGAGACGACAACAAAUCCAGCAGAGAAUCCAGAACCAGGAGAAAGAUGCAGACCGGCUCCAGCAGGAGAUGGAGGCCGUCAGGUGCUCUGCUGAUAAAGCGGUGAAGUACAAUGAAACGAUCUACCGUGUGCUGUUAAAUAUCAUCAGCAAAAGAAGGCAUGAAUUGGACAGGGACAUCAGAUGCAAGGAGGAAACUGAAGUGAGUCGAAUCAGAAAGAUUCAGGAGAAGCUGGAGCAGGAGAUCACUGAGCUGAAGCUUAAAGAUGCUGAGCUGGAGAAGAUCUUGCAGACUGAGGAUCUUAACCAGUUUCUCCAGAACUACCCCUCCCUGCCAGCCCUCAGUGAGGCUACACACUCAUCCAGCAUCAAUAUUCCUCCCCAAAGAUACUUUGACAAUGUGACAGCAGCUGUUUUAGAGUUCAAAAAGAAAGUAGAUGGCAUCACGAGAGACCAAUGGACAAACAUAUUGCUGUCAAUCACUGAAAGAGAUGUGACAGAACCAGGAUCGGAACCUCCGACCAGAGCCGAGUUACUGAAAUAUUCCCAGGACAUCACUCUUGUCCCAAACAUGGCACAGAAAAACGUCAUGUUUUCUCAGGGCAACAGGAAAGUGACGGUGCCGCCGCAGUCUAACAUCGCAAACGCAGCUGAGAUUAAACUGCUCCUGAGCAAAGAGAGUCUGACCGGACGGUGUUACUGGGAGGUGAAGUGGAAAGGAGGAGGGGGGAUCAGUGUUGGAGUUUCAUACAACACUAGCAGCUUUGGAUUCCUCUUUAAACCAAAGGAGGCCUCCUUUUGGUCAUUGCACUGUAACACGAGCUUCUGCACGUUUUCUCACAACGACGUUAAAACUCAAGUGUUUGGUCCGGUUUCCUCCAGAAUCGGAGUGUACCUGGAUUACAAAGCAGGUAUCCUGUGUUUCUACAGCAUCUCUGACACCGUGACUCUCAUCCACAGAGCCAAGGCCACCUUCACUGAGCCUCUGCAUGCUGGGAUUUAUCUUCACACCGGAGGCUCUGCUGAGUUUGUUAAACUCAAGCAGUCAUAAAAGAUCUGAGGUCUAAUUGGGGGUACGCGGCGCUCCCCGACGGUUCGAAUUAAAUCCGUUUUUCUUUUAGGGUUUCUUAAAAAUACUUUUUCCGGACUGUUUUAGAUCAGAUGAGAAGAAACGUGACAAGAACUGAGAUAAAAGCUCAGCUAGGAAGUCCAGCUGAUGUCACUUCCUGUAAUGUUUGGUUUUACCUGUAAAGGAAUUCAUUUACUCUUUUUUUUUUAUGAGGAACUCGCACAAUGAUUGAGAACCAGUGAGUUUUAAAUCCUAGUAUCCCUCCUAUAGUUUGAGAUAUUCUGAGGUCUCUAUAGAUAGAGAUGCUUGAUUGAUGUUGUGUUGAAAACUGCUGUUAAGUUUUUUGUACAAAAAUUGAUCAUUAAAGUUGGUUGUGAUUCCUCUGAGUUUGUGCUAAAGCCUCCUUUUUUUGUUUGUCAGUAAAGCUGUAUACAAAGGCUGUAUUUAUGUAGCAGUUUUUGAAAAUUGGGGUUGAAGCAAUUAAUCUGGAUUAUUGAAAUAAUCGUCAACUAAAUUGAUGAUUUGAUUGAUAUGAGACUAAUGGUACGCUGACUGAAACAUUGCAGUUGCAGAAAUAACCUACCUACAGCAGUAAUGGAGUCAAAACACUACAAAUAUAAACUAUUAAAACCAUUUCCACUUGUUUAAUUUCAGAACAUAUCUGACGUAUUUUGUGAAUAGUAAUCCGUUUAAAAUGAUUUUUUUUCCCCCUCUAAAUGUUCAUUUACCAAAAGUUUUAGUAAUGCUACAAAUCUAUAGGUGCAGCCCUUGUGUGGUCGGAAAAUUAAAUUUUUCUUCUUUCCUUCUCAGUAUUUGAAGUAUGCUAUGUAUUCUCUAAAAAUGUUUUUUUCUCAGCUAGUUUGUCUCACUUGCAAGGCCACAAAAUGUCUGAGUGGAAGAUGGUUAUAGACAAAACAUACCUUUUUCCCGUAACAAAACCACAUACUUUUUCAAGGUAACUGUUUAACCAAGGUCUGCUAUGGUUUUGACUCUGCCUUAAAAGCAAGGGAACAACUCUGUCUAAGGUUAGAACUUGGCAGACCACCAUGCUGUGAAUGUGAAUGUCUUGUUCUCCUUUACUUUGCAAAGUAAAUAAAGUGCCG
Cyprinodon variegatus (sheepshead minnow) is the source of this 2777-nucleotide messenger RNA. Its product is annotated as tripartite motif-containing protein 16-like. The coding region runs from base 1 to 1656 and encodes 551 amino acids. Gene Ontology annotation, molecular function: zinc ion binding; protein binding. The record is from RefSeq and is a predicted model, not a curated record. The transcript has 2 exons. NCBI's taxonomy places the organism in Eukaryota, Metazoa, Chordata, Actinopteri, Cyprinodontiformes, Cyprinodontidae.